Antrostomus carolinensis (chuck-will's-widow) is the source of this 934-nucleotide messenger RNA. RefSeq names its product mitochondrial translational initiation factor 3 (gene MTIF3). Gene Ontology annotation, cellular component: mitochondrion. The record is from RefSeq and is a predicted model, not a curated record. Lineage: Eukaryota; Metazoa; Chordata; Aves; Caprimulgiformes; Caprimulgidae. Bases 53 to 856 code for a protein of 267 amino acids. Gene Ontology annotation, molecular function: ribosome binding; translation initiation factor activity. The transcript is spliced from 4 exons. Gene Ontology annotation, biological process: ribosome disassembly; mitochondrial translational initiation.
UCCGUUCUAGGCUUCAGAAUUUCCCCGUUUUCAGACUAAGUUUAUUCACAGAAUGACCACCUUUUGCGUGAUGAAACUUCUAUGUCAAGCAACCAGAAAUGAGAAUAGAUACACAAAAAGAUUCUUUGGUACUCUCCUAACACAGACGCCACAAAAAAGGGUCUUUUCUCCAUUCUGGAUGGUGGCACCUGACCCUAGAAAGUCAAUGGUUUUUGGACUUAGUCAGCCAUUUUGCACAGCUGAAAAAUCACACAAGGAACCAAAAAGGACAGCAGCAUUUGGAAGUGUUGGGAGAAGAAUUCCCUAUCGGAUUUUGCAUGUAAUCAGCCAGGAUGGAGAGAGCUUAGGAAACAUGCACCGAGCAGAGGCACUCAAACUUAUGGAUCAACAUGACCUGAAACUGGUUCUCCUUUGUGAGAAGGCAGAACCUCCUGUGUACAGACUAAUGACUGGGCAGCAGAUUCAUGAAGAACAGCUUAAACGCACACAGAAGAAAAAGGAAAGUCCCAAACCAGGAAUGGUUCAGAAGGAGUUAUCCUUUUCUUCAGCUAUUGCCAAGAAUGACUUGGAGACCAAGACUAAACAGAUAGCACAGUGGAUUGAAAAGAAAUACCAUGUGAAAGUAACUAUCCGGCAAGCAAAAGAGAGCAAUGCAGAUAUGCUCAUGCUUUUUGAUCAGAUUUUGGAGACUGUUUCUGAGAAAGCCACUUAUCUUUCCAAGCCAAAAGUUACUAGAGAAGGAGUGAGUACCUGUAUUUUGAGACACAUGUCUGACAAAGAGUUGAAAGCAUACCAGAAGAUGGAAAAACAGAAAAACAGCACAGUAAAGAAAGAUGAAAAUGAAGAUCUGAAGUGAGUUGCAUCAGUGACUUUAUGAAGAGGCAUAAACAAUAUUAAUUUCUUAUUUAAAAAAGACUGUAAAUUUAAUAAAGUU